Messenger RNA from Fomitiporia mediterranea MF3/22, 2033 nucleotides. Its product is annotated as polyubiquitin-tagged protein recognition complex, Npl4 component. Bases 9 to 2033 code for a protein of 674 amino acids. Gene Ontology annotation, molecular function: ubiquitin binding; ubiquitin protein ligase binding. The transcript has 7 exons. Lineage: Eukaryota; Fungi; Basidiomycota; Agaricomycetes; Hymenochaetales; Hymenochaetaceae. Gene Ontology annotation, cellular component: nucleus. Gene Ontology annotation, biological process: ubiquitin-dependent protein catabolic process. The record is from RefSeq and is a predicted model, not a curated record.
CUUCAGCAAUGCUUAUCCGUAUCCGAUGCAAAGCGGGAAACUUCCGCUACGAAGUGGAUCCGUCGUCAAACUUCUUCGACCUUGCUCAGAAAGUAGCCGACACGGUGAAGGUAAACCCGUCAUCGAUAAAAUUCUCGAGACAACCUAGAGGAGGUGAAUGGGGCCUUCCUCAGUUGCAGGGCAAAACUCUUGCAGAACAUCAAGUGAAACAUGCAGACCUUCUAUUCGUUUCGUAUGAUGAUUCAAUAACGCCUGAGUCUUCUCAACCAUUGCCUGCUCUAGCUAGUGAACAUUCAACAACAUUAUAUCCUACGGCAGACGCCACACAUCGACCAUGGGAACUCGUGAAGGAGGAUCCGGUGGAUGAGUAUUGGCGUAAGCAGGACGGUAAGAUAAAACGAGACCGUGACUCGCGCUUUUGCAAGCACGGCGCGAAUGCAAUGUGCGACCACUGCAUGCCACUGGAGCCAUACGAUGCGGCCUAUCACGCUGAACAGGGUAUCAAGCGUCUAUCCUACCAUGCGUACCUUCGCAAAUUGGCUCCUUCAAAACCUGCCGCUUCAUCAUCGUCAGCCGUACUCCCACCCCUGGAGCCACUUUCAUACAAAGUGAAGGAUCCUUGCCCGAAUGGAAAGCAUGCACCAUGGCCUGCGGGUAUAUGCUCUUCAUGCCAGCCAUCCGCAAUCACAUUGCAGCCACAGCCAUUCCGUAUGAUAGAACACUUAGAGUUCUCUACCCAUGAGAUCGUGGACCGGUUCCUUAACGUGUGGCGACGGACCGGUACACAGCGAUUUGGCUGGCUCAUUGGCCACUACGAGCCGUACGAGAAAGUACCGAUGGGCAUCAAGGCUGUCGUUGAAGCAAUUCACGAACCCCCGCAAGAGGGUGAACUAGACGGAUUGACACUGGGCUUACCUUGGGAAGACGAGAAAGCUGUUCGAAAUCUCGCAGCGGCCGCUGCCCCUCCUCUUACGAUCGUCGGAUACAUCUUCACAGAUCUAGAUCCUUCCGAAGAAGAUAGAACGAAGAACGUUCACAAGCGUCACCCGUAUUCAUAUUUUCUUUCCUCAUUAGAAGUCAUAUUUGCAGCAAGGCUUCAAUUGGAAAAUCCAACAGCGUCACGUUCCUCUGUUACCGGAAAAUUCUCGUCGCGCUUGGUCACAGCUGUCGCGACGGGGACCGAAGAAGGCGGUAUUGACAUCAAUGCAUACCAGGUGUCGGAACAAGCUUGCGCAAUGGUCGAUGCAGAUAUGAUUGAGGCGAGUGUGGAUCCUGGAAUUGUACGAGUAAAGGAAGAAGAUCAAAUGGCAGGAUCCGCACGAUACAUUCCCGACGUCUUCUUUAGGUAUAAAAAUGAGUAUGGGCUGGAUGUUCAAAAGAGUGCGAAGCCCUGUUUUCCUGUGGAGUACCUUCUCAUAGAUGUGACUCACGGUUUCCCUCAAAAUCCGUCGCCGUUAUUCAUUUCGAACAAAUUCCCAAUCGAAAACCGGCCAGGCCUAGAAGACCAAGAUGUACAGAAAGUUUUGAAAGAGUUGUCACGACUGAGAGCCCCGGAGAUCACCAGUGACCCGAGCUAUGAGCAGAAAGAACCACGGAUGUUCCGUCAAAUAGUUGAAUAUCUUAGUGACUGGCAUCUUAUUUCAUUCCUACCUUCGACUGGUUUGGUGUCUGCGGAGGAUAUGAAAUUGUUUGUUCGAGCUGCUUCGUCUGUGAGCUCUGGUGACCAGCGAUUAUUCCAUGAGCUGUUCAAGACGAGUAGCUGGGAGACUCUCAUGACAUUUACCCGAGAAAACGCCCUUUCUCAUAUACUUGUUACUAUAGCGAGUCAACCUCCGCCACAGCAGGGAGGCGAUACUGAUAUGGACGAGCUUCCUCAGGAUAUUCGGGAUCAGAUAGCUGCAAUGGAAGCUCAGUCUGCAGCUGGUUCUGGAGCUCCUGCACCCGCUCAGAACAUACGCAUCUGCCCUCAUUGUACUUUUGAGAACAGUCGUGCCGGCUCUGAUUGUGAAGUUUGCGGACUUCCAUUGGGUUAA